Apis laboriosa (Himalayan honeybee) is the source of this 7255-nucleotide messenger RNA. RefSeq names its product neither inactivation nor afterpotential protein C (gene ninaC). The record is from RefSeq and is a predicted model, not a curated record. The transcript has 24 exons. Gene Ontology annotation, biological process: protein phosphorylation. Bases 101 to 4855 code for a protein of 1584 amino acids. Gene Ontology annotation, molecular function: ATP binding; protein binding; cytoskeletal motor activity. NCBI's taxonomy places the organism in Eukaryota, Metazoa, Arthropoda, Insecta, Hymenoptera, Apidae. Gene Ontology annotation, cellular component: myosin complex.
UCUUACUCCGGCACACGAGCAUUGCGAGGGUGGACGCCGCAGGGCCUGCACAACCUGCCAGACGUUUUAAUUAGAGUUGUAGUGGAGAAACGAGGCGAAAAUGAGCGAUUACGGAUACACCGAUUACGGCAACAGGGGUAUGAGAGAACAACGGAGACGAAGGGAGAACUGGGAAGAGGAUUUUAACGAUGGAGGAAGAUCCGCCGUGCAACGAUUGGACAGCAUACAGGAUCCUGGAAAACGUUACCUUCUCAGAGAUUGCAUAGGAUCCGGUGUAUGCGGCGACGUUUACGAGGCGAUCGAUCGACAAGCCGAAAACAAAAGAGUGGCGGUGAAGGUGCAAAAGCUCACUCCCGAAUCGGAAUCCAUGAUCCUCGAGGAGUACAGAAUUCUUCGAGAUUACACGUCUCAUCCGAAUCUGCCGGAUUUCUAUGGUAUAUAUCGCAGAAGAUCCGGAAAGAAGACCGAAUACGAUCAAAUAUGGUUCGUGAUGGAGCUUUGCGACGGUGGAACCGUGAUGGAUCUCGUGCAAGGCCUUCUAACCAUGAACAAGAAAAUGCGCGAAGAACACAUAAGCUUCAUCCUCAAAGAAGUGAUACAGGCGAUGAUUUAUCUGAACGAGAACAACGUGAUGCACCGUGACAUACGUGGCAGUAAUAUAUUACUGACCAAAGAGGGAGAGAUAAAGUUGGUCGAUUUUGGCCUGUCGAGAACGUGCCAAUCUGAAAUAGGAAAGAGAUACACUUGCGUAGGAUCGCCGAGUUGGAUGGCGCCGGAAGUCGCCAUGAGUAAAGGGAAUAACACCGAGGGAUAUGGAAACAGGGCCGAUGUCUGGGCAAUAGGAAUCACGGCGAUCGAGUUGGCCGAUGGAAAACCACCGUUUCAAGAUAUGCAUCCUACCAGAGCGCUCUUCCAAAUAAUACGAAAUCCUCCUCCGACUUUGAACAGACCGUCCAAUUGGUCCCAAAAUUUCAACGAUUUCAUUGCCGAAUGUCUCGAGAAGAAUCCUGAAAAUAGACCGUUCAUGGGGGAAAUAAUCGAACAUCCUUUCUUAACAGAUUUAUCCGAUAACGAUUUUCUGUUAACGAAAGAGAUCAAGAUAUUAAUGAUGGACGCGUGUGAGAAAGGUAAACAGGAAAGAAAAUUGGAAAUAUUAGUUCGAAAGGGUUUCCUGAAGACUCAUCAAACCGAUCCUUUGGAGCCUAUGUUCAUGGAAGAUCUGGCCGCGCUCGAAACUCUCACGGAAGACGCGAUCCUGGACGAAUUGCACGAAAGAUUGCGGCAAGGCUAUUACCACAGUUUCAUUGGAGAUAUACUUUUAAUUUUAAAUCCGAACGAGCAACAAGACAUUUAUGGAUCCGAUUUUCACACAAAAUAUCAAUUCAAAUCGCGGUCGGAUAACGCGCCUCAUAUAUAUUCCGUGGCAGAUAGCGCUUAUCAAGACGUGAUGCACAACAAUGAGGCUCAACACAUUCUAUUCGCAGGCGAGAGUAAUUCGGGAAAGACGACUAAUAUGAUGCAUCUGAUUCAACAUCUGAUGUAUUUAGGGAAAAGUUUGCAAGAUAUUGGAGGGAGAUUUAUACGUGCGAUUAAAAUAAUUCAAGCUUUCAGCAAUGCCGCCACACCUUUAAAUCCUAAUUCGACCAGAUGCGUGCUUCAAGUGCAAACCACGUACGGAUCGUCCGGGAAAGCCUCGGGCGGCAUAUUUUGGUUGUAUCAGUUGGAAAAAUGGCGCAUUUCUAUACGCGACAGGAAUCAAUCGAAUUUUCACGUGUUGUAUUACUUUUACGACGGUAUGGACGCCAUAAAUAAGUUGAAACAAUAUCAUCUACCGCCGGGAAGAAGGAUGAGAUAUCUGAGAAUAAGCGAGAAGGGGACUGAAAGAAAGCGAUCGUUCAAAGUUCGAAAUGAUCCGCGAGGAAAUGUGGUCAAGUUCGAGGAGUUUAAAGAGAGUUUAAAGAUCUUGGAGAUGGAGGAGCAUUGCGAAAUGAUCUGGAAAGUAUUGGCAGCCAUUUUGAUCCUAGGAGAAAUUCGUUUCAUCGAAGAUAAUAAUGGAGAGGCUGAUAUGGACAAUAAUGACGCGGCUAACAAAGUCGCUGAGCUGCUUAAUUUAGACGAGAAGAAAUUUAGUUGGGCGUUGCUUAAUUAUUGCAUGAUCGUGAAUGGAAACGCAGUACGUAGGAAGCACACUUACGAAGAAGCGAAAGAAGCAAGGGAUGUAUUAGCUAAUACGAUAUAUCAACGAUUGGUCGAUUGGAUCGUGAACACUAUCAACGUCAAAUUUACGUUGACACGUUCCUUAUUCGGUGAUAAAUACGCGAUUAACAUGAUGGAUCUCUUCGGAUUCGAAUGUUUUGCGACAAAUCGACUCGAACAAUUGGUGGUGAACACCAUGAACGAACAGAUGCAGUGUUAUUACAACCAAAGGGUGUUCGCUUGGGAAAUGCAAGAACAAGAAGAAGAGGCUAUACCUAUGCAGCGUUUACAGUUUUACGAUAACAAGAAUGCGAUAGACAAUCUGAUGGGGAAAGAUAGAGGUUUAUUCAGCAUAAUCGAUGAAGCGUCGAAAAACAUGCUCGAUUAUACACACGUGAUAAGCAAAAUUCAAAAUCGGGCAGGCAAUGUUUACGUAAAAGUGGUGAGUUCCCAUGAAUUUACCGUCGCUCAUUACACAGGGAAAUUGAUCUACGACGCUAGCGAUAUUGCCGAGAAGAAUCGUGACUUUCUCCCUCCGGAGAUGAUCGAAACUUUGAGGCAAUCGGCCAUCGGAACCGUGAAAGAAAUGUUCACGAACAAACUGACCAAGUCUGGCAAUUUGACCAUAAUCAAUGAACAUUCGAAUCUUGAGGAAAAGAAGACGAACAAAAGCAAAUGGAGCACGGUUAUGCAGGAAACAUCGAAACUAAGGAGAUUUAACACCACGUCCCGAGGCCAAUUCUCCCAGAUACGGAAAAUGAGAACUUGCGCGGCUACCUUUAAAUCCACCAGCCUUGAAAUCCUUAAGAACCUUUCGAUAGGAGGCGGAAGCGGUGGUAUUCAUUUCAUCAGAUGCAUAAGAUCAGAUCUCGAAGGGACGCCUCGUGGAUUUUAUCGAGAGGUCGUUAGACAACAGAUCAGAGCGUUGGCGGUUCUUGACACUGCCAAAGCCAGACAACAUGGUUAUCCCCAUAGAAUAACUUUUCCAGAAUUUCUUCGAAGAUAUCAAUUCUUGGCGUUCGAUUUCGAUGAAACCGUAGAAAUAACUAAGGACAAUUGUCGAUUGCUAUUGAUCAGAUUAAAAUUGGAAGGUUGGAUAAUUGGAAAGACUAAAGUAUUUUUGAAAUAUUACAACGAGGAAUAUCUUUCGCGCUUGUACGAGACACAAGUGAAAAAAAUAAUAAAGGUUCAAUGCAUGAUGAGAGCCUUCUUAGCGCGCAAAAACAUGGCGUCGAAGAUCACGUCCAAUGUAAAAAAAGAAAUUGUGAAGAAAGCGUCUAUAAAGGAAAAGAAGACGAUGGAGCUAACGGAAGAAGAGGCAGCUGUAGUUGUUCAGAAAGUGUACAGGGGACAUUUAGUAAGAGCGGAGAUGAAGCCUCUUUUGACGAAGGAGAAGAUGAGUAUGCAAAUGAUAGAUAUGAUGAAGUUUUACAGCAGCAAAUGGAGAUCGAAGAGCAUAUUUCAAGUUCUUCUACGGUACCGUGCAGCCCGAUAUCAAGACCUCGUGCAAUUUUCGCAACAAGUGCAUCUGUUCAAUCAAGCGAUAAUAGUAUCUCUUGUGACGACGAAUAAAGAAAUAUCCAUAGAUAAAGUAAAUACUAAUAUUUCGCCAUCCACGUACUUGGGCCAAAUGAGAUUACCCGAAGUACACAAGUUACCUUUCAACUUUAAUUCCGAGUUACCUUUUACUUAUUCAAAUAAAGGAAUGAAAAAUGUUGGAUACGCGUCGUCAUUGGCAUCUGACGAAGAGCACGAAGCUUGGGACGCGCCAUUACAAAGACAUACAGUGCCUUGGGCCACCAGGAACAGUCGUACCAAAGACGUUGAAGUUCAAACGACGAACUCGCCACAUCGUGUACAUUCGAACAUCGAGGGACAAGAUCUGAUCGACACUCCGUUUUCCAGAGAUCCGAAUGUUUCGAUCCGAUGUCCACCCGAUGCGUUGUCCCAAAACAGAAUGGAUGACUCAGGAUAUCAUUACGCUUCAAGAAGCAUUACUCCCGUGCCACCCGCUAACGCUCAUAAUCCUCGCUCAAAUUACGAUAGUAUCGGAUCGAUACGCUCUAGAAAACACGCACCGCCUCCACCUGUACCGUUCAAUCAACCACAGCCACCCCUCAUACGUAGCACUGACAAUUAUAGCUCGAAUAUUCGAAGUAAAAGCAACGUAGAUACCGCUACCUAUAAUUGGGAAUACGAAAAUAAAACUAGCAAGAGUAACAACGGCAAUCCUAAUCGUAUCAAUCCGAUUCAAGAAUUGCAAAUGAUAGGUCGUAGAGAUAACUAUAACUAUAACGAGGACACCGAUGAACCGCCGUUCAACUUUCAGGCAAUGUUGAGAAAAACGUCUUAUCGAGCAUCGUUGAAGCGUCCCUCCGUCUUCGAGAGUCAUUCUCAUUCACCGUCACCACUGCCAAGUACGGGAUAUCGUGGAAAUCGGGAGAGCGAAUCGAACAUCGUAUAUAAAAGCGGAGGUAGUCGUAGAGAUUCUCUCGAGUGGAGUCCCAACGAAAUGGUCCAAAUGUCUGAGAAAUACGCGAAAGAGGCUGUCUGGGGUGAGGAUCGAUCGGGCAUCGGAGGUGGUAACGCGCCCUCGGAAAGUGUGACCGCGGAGAUCGCACCGGGAAUCGUUAUCGAGGGUUACGUGGCCGAGUUGUAAAAAUUCGAGUCGACGAAACGACGAAAACCUUCCUAUGUAUCGAAACCGCCACCACAAAAAACUGGACCAAUUGGAAUUGCUAAUAUCGCGAGAAAAAGAAAAAAAAAAAAAAAAAAAAAAAAAAAAAAUUUGAGAAGCCCGCAAGAUACUUGUAGCUGUGUCCGAUGGAAACAAAUGUACGAGUACGUAUGAUUUGAAAAGAUUGAUACCCAAUUCACCAAUGUUGCUGACUCAGAGGGAAAUUUUUUUAUCCACAAAUAUGUACAUACGUAUAUUUUUUUAAUGCUUUUCUUUGUUUCUCUUUUACGUAGAGACAAGAUGUAUCGUUUGUAAUAACGUUUCGUCGUGUAAGCUUCUUUUAUAAAUUUUCAUUCUCGCCUCGGGCGAGACGAUGACGUCGGAAUUUUUGUCCAAUGUACAAUGAUUUUCAUCGAGCGAUUCGUUCCUCAGCGUGCCCGUUUGUCUUCUUCAACAGUUAGCGAUAUUCCUUGUUCAUUGUACAAUUGUUGACAGUUAUUUUUAUAUUGGCCAUAUACAGCAUACAGAUAUUCUUGUUAAAUUAUACACAGAUAUUUGCAUUGUUACACCACAAAAAAUAAUAAUAAUAACAAUAACAAUAAUAAUUAUAAUAAUGGUAAUGAUAAUGAUAAUGAUGAUGAUAAUAAUAAUGAUGAUAAUAUUAACAAGAAACUGCUUAAAAUAUUAAGUCAAUGCACUUAAGAAGGAUUAAUUCACAGAAGAAUUAAAUAUUUAAAAACACUUAUUUCGAAUCCUCGUUAAAAAGAUAGCGCAAACGUGCUAUCUUUAAUUUCUCAAUGACUGAUGUAAUAUUUUCCGUUUGUGAUGAAUAAUAUCAAAACAUUAAAAAUUUAAAAUAUGCGGUUUAUUGGGAAUAAAUCAUGAUAUAUUAGAUUUUGAAAAUAUCAAAGAAAAACUGUUCGCUACCGAAAUGAUAGCACACUUUGUUAAUAUGUUUAGAAAUUGCUUAGUAUUCCAUCAUAAAUCCAUCAAUAAAUAAAGAUUGCAGUAUGUAUAAUAUUAUUUAAAAUUUAUAACAUAUAUAGAACGUGUAAAAAAUUAAACGACUCUGAAAAAAAAAACAGAUUUUAAAAUUAAAAUAGUUAUCAGUAUCAAAAAUAUCAAUAAUAAUAAAAACAAGUCAAUAAAAUAUAUAUUUUCUUAAAAAAUGUUUUAAAUUAUGGCAAAAAGAAAAAUAUGAUCGAUCAGCCAUUAUCUUUAUCCAAUCAUGAUAAGCGAACAAUUUUUUCGUAUAGCUUUCAAUUCGUUGUUGACAAGCACGAAGCAAAUAAUGGAAAAAUGCGGUAUUAAAAUUUGUUUUAAAUAUUCGUCGAAAUAUUCUAUAAUCAUGCAAAAAUAUUAAGAGACUAAAAGUAAAAAAGAAAUCUACGUUAACGACGAAGCACAAAACAGAACGUAUAACGUCUUAUUAUAUUUUGUAAAAAAAAAAGUGCAUUUGAAGAAAAAAUGGAAAAGAAUAGAAUUCUAAGAUUUUAAAAAAAAUUUAAUAGUUCUGGAUUUCGAUGUUAUUUUCAUAUCGUAAAGAAAAUGAAAAGAGAUUGCAUUAUUUACAAUGUGACGACAAAUAGAAGGAAGCAAUGUAAUGAUAUCGGUUAUUUCGAUGAGACAAAUAUCAAAUUUAAUUAAUGGAAGAAUGAAUGAGUGUCCAAUACAAAUCAGAACCCAUUUCUUCAAACCUAAUUAUAUUUUUUAACGAGAUAAUGUGGUUAUACGUACAUCAAGAUUGAUCCAAUUUUAAUGAAAAUAAUAUAUCCGUUUUACGAUAGCUUGUACGUUUUUCUGAUCUUAAUUAUUAUUGAAAAUUGCUGAUUAUUUGUUCGUAGUUUAUACAAGAAUAGUAAACAGUAUACGAAUUAAAAAACAUUAUUGUUUAUGAAUAUGGGAUAUUUUUAAAUUUACAUUUGUAAUUUAUAUACAAAAUCUUUAUCAAUCAAAUCGUAUGAUAAAAAUGACAGAAUAGAGGACAAGAAGGAAUAGAUACAUUAUUAAAUAAGUUUAUAUUGUUGUGCUAUCAUUUUGUACUUAAAAUAAAACGAUCUCUUUUGUUAUACGCUAAGCUAUAUGAUAUUUCCAACCAAUUGUAUAUUUCGAACUCUUAAUAUUUUGAUAUUAUUCGUGAAAAUAUUACACGCGUCAUUGAGAGAUUAAAAAUAAUACAUGUGGCCUAUCUUUUUGGUGAGGAAAUGUAUUUAAAAGUUUAUAUUUAAAUUUCUUUUAUUGUAUUUCAUGAUGUUCAUUUAUUAAAAGAAUCGAAUUAUUAUAAAAAAAAAUGCACUUUGCACAAUAACGAUUCUAUUUGCAUAGCACGAAACUCCCAUCACUUUUACAAAGUAUAUAAUAUUUAUAAAAAUAUCGACUGAU